This is a messenger RNA of Dichotomopilus funicola, 1509 nucleotides long. RefSeq names its product WD40-repeat-containing domain protein. Lineage: Eukaryota; Fungi; Ascomycota; Sordariomycetes; Sordariales; Chaetomiaceae. The coding region runs from base 1 to 1509 and encodes 502 amino acids. The transcript has a single exon. Gene Ontology annotation, molecular function: protein binding. The record is from RefSeq and is a predicted model, not a curated record. Gene Ontology annotation, biological process: ribosome biogenesis. Gene Ontology annotation, cellular component: nucleolus.
AUGGCGAAGCGCACGGCAGACCAAGCGGAGGCCGGCCCGCUCAAGGCCGGCGGGCGCCCAGAGGCAAUGGACGUCGACGACAAGCCGGCCGACAUGGGCGAGUUCGAGGACGAGUUCGAGGACGAAUUCGAGAGCGAAGAUGAAAUCAUCGAAGCCGGCGUUGAUGGGCGGCCCGACGCCGAGCGCGAAGCUGAGGAGGCCAUGGAUGUUGAUCCCGCUGCGCCCGGCACCUUCAUGGUCGGCCGAACAAAACUCGAACCCGGCCAAACACUCUCCCCUGACCCUUCCACAUACCGCAUGCUGCACAACCUUAGCACGCCGUGGCCAUGCCUCUCCUUCGACAUUGUUCGCGACAGCUUAGGCGACAACCGCAGCGUCUACCCGGCGACGAUGUACACAGUGUCCGGGACGCAGGCCGACAGCGCUAAAGCCAGCGACAACUCGCUCAUGGUCAUGAAGUUCAGCGGGUUGAGCAAGAUGCAAGGCGGCGAAGGCGACGAGUCGAGCGACGACGAAGACGAUGACGAGGAUGCCGACCCCAUCCUCGAGCACCGCAGCAUCCCGCUCAACACCACAACCAACCGCAUACGCGCCCACCACACCCCGUCCCAAGACCCAUCCAAAUCCCCGGUUACCCUCACCGCGACCAUGACCGAGUCCUCCAACGUCUUCAUCCACGACAUCACCCCCCACCUCGCCUCCUUCGACACCCCCGGCACGGUCAUCACACCCCAGCAAAACAAACCCCUCAGCACCAUCCGCGCCCACAAAACCGAAGGCUAUGCCGUCGACUGGUCGCCCCUCCACCCCGCCGGCAAACUCCUAACCGGCGACAACGACGGCCUGAUCUACGUCACAACCCGCACCGACGGCGGCGGUUUCGUAACCGACACCCGGCCCUUCCAAGGCCACACCUCCAGCGUGGAAGAAAUCCAAUGGAGUCCCUCUGAGGCGUCGGUGUUCGCCUCAGCCUCGAGCGACGGCACCAUCCGCGUCUGGGACGUCCGCAGCAAAGGGCGGAAACCCGCGCUGUCCAUGCAGGUCAGCAACGUCGAUGUCAACGUCAUGUCCUGGUCGCAGCAGACCACCCACCUCCUGGCCUCCGGCGACGACGCCGGCGUGUGGGGGGUCUGGGACCUGCGGCAGUGGAAGCCUAGCGCGGCUGGGUCGAACGCGAACGCGGGUGCCGGGGCGGCGUUGCAGCGGCCGAGUCCGAUUGCCAGUUUUGGGUUUCAUAAGGAGCAGAUUACUAGUGUGGAGUGGCACCCGACUGAUGACAGUAUUGUGGCGGUGUCGGCGGGGGAUAAUACGGUGACGCUGUGGGAUUUGGCGGUGGAGUUGGAUGAUGAGGAGAGUAAAGACACGGCUGGCGUGCAGGAUGUGCCGCCGCAGUUGUUGUUUGUGCAUUACCAGAACCAGGCGAAGGAGGUGCAUUGGCAUCCGCAGAUACCGGGGACGUUGGUGGCGACGGGCGAGGAGUUUAGUGUGUUUAGGACGAUUAGCGUGUAG